Drosophila eugracilis is the source of this 527-nucleotide messenger RNA. RefSeq names its product BBSome-interacting protein 1 (gene BBIP1). The transcript has a single exon. The record is from RefSeq and is a predicted model, not a curated record. Gene Ontology annotation, cellular component: BBSome. Gene Ontology annotation, biological process: receptor localization to non-motile cilium; cilium assembly. NCBI's taxonomy places the organism in Eukaryota, Metazoa, Arthropoda, Insecta, Diptera, Drosophilidae. Bases 193 to 423 code for a protein of 76 amino acids.
AGUGUUACAUUGCCCACCCACGCAUACGUUCAUACUUUUUGAUAAAGUCGAUUGAUUUACCGAAUAAAACAAAUAAAUACGACGAGCGGCGACGGAAGGGUUACCUGGAACCGGCGAUACGAAAAAACCGCUAUCGCCGCCCUCCAACCAACCCCCGGCCACGCCACUUAUCUGCCCGUGGAGCGCCGAAGGAUGUCCGCUGUGGAGGCCGAGGUUCUGCAGAAAAUCGAUCUGAUUGAGCCAACAACCGGAAAAUUGUUUUUCGAGCACAAAACUGAGCUGCUUUUUUGCCGGCCACAUCUGAUGCCUCUGAAGACGCAGGCGCUGGAACGUCUAGAGGAAAUGCAUCGGGAUACCGCUCGACAAUUGCAGAAGAAACGCCAACAGAAGAAGUCCACCACGGAGCCCACAGGCUCGCUAUGAAUUAGUCCUGCUUCGAAGUCUCACAAGUCGUCAUAAGCACACAAUUCACUAAAAAGCACAAGAACCCAGCACUCUAGCACUUGGAUUAGGAUUACAAUUUUUGG